AUGGGAGGCUCGAAACGAGGAGCACGCGCGUUCCGAGUGGUGAAGGUACCACAACACAGCCGUCCAAUCUCACAGGCGAGCUCGCUGAUCACAUGGCAAUCUCACAUUGUGCCCGCAACGCAACUUCUCCAGUGGAAGCCCGGCGACUCGUGCAAAGACUUCAUGCAAAAGGAUAAGAACUUUCUCCGUAUGGUCAAUCUCAGACUUGUUCUUCUCGCCCCAACUCAGCGCAAAACAAUACUGGAUCGAUUUUGUGAAGAUGCCGGCUUGAAUUGUCGCCGGCCCCCAAUAUACAAUCAAUGGAUGGAAAAAUUCACGCAUUGGUGGGACAAUUGUCUUAUUAACAACUCGUUCGACUUCGAUGGGCUAUACCAUGCAAACAUCACUGUCCGCCAGCUGGAAUGUGCUAAUUUCACGAUUGCUGGAGCAAUUUGCAACCCGAAUCACAAUCGAGUGCCGAGUCUAUUUCCGGAUCUUGACAAUUACGUUCGUCAUUUCCUCAGCGACCCGGUCUAUACAAACUUUAUAGUCUCUCUCGAACUCGAACCCACUCCGUUAGCGACUCCAACAGAGACCGUCAACUAUCCCAACCCAGAUACCACUACCGCCCAUCCACAAGUCUAUGGUACAGAGAAUCUCCUUCAAAUAGCCGGCGCAGAAAAUACGGUCGAUGUUGAAGAAAACGCAGACAUUCCCGCCGAGCCUAUGUCAGCGCCGAGCUGCGCCGAAGCCACCUACACCGACCUGGGAGAUAUCCUGAACUAUACAGAUUCCCUCGAAUCCAAUGACUCCGCAGUGGAAGAUGGCCUUGAUGAUACAGACGAAGGUGAAACCGGUGCUGGUGCACUGGAAUGGGGAGACCUUAUUCAUUUACCCAAGGUGUUUCCAAGUGCCAAUCCAAAAUCCAACAUCUAUCGUUUAUGCCUCUUAGAGGUUGAGACAUUGGAGAUGGCCAAAGAAGUCGGAAACGAUCAACGAAAACAACAUUGUAUAGAAGAUGAUCAAAUUACUAUACUGGUAUUUGAAUGGUCCCGGCGGCACAGGAGCCUUAAGGACAAAGUGAUUGACUUUUUGCUCUGCUGA
Molecule: messenger RNA, 1083 nt
Organism: Clonostachys rhizophaga
Lineage: Eukaryota; Fungi; Ascomycota; Sordariomycetes; Hypocreales; Bionectriaceae
Source: the annotation of a GenBank genome assembly